AUGUGUGAUCCCGACCCCAAAUUGGGAUGCUUCUCUAACACUGGAUCAUGGAGUCAUCUCCCAACCCCUAAAUCAUCUUCUGUUGUUAAUACCAAAUUCUACCUAUAUACCCGUGGAUACAGUUCCUCCCAAACCCUUGACUACAAUAACCCAUCUUCUAUCUCUAAUUCUCGUUUCAAUGGUAACAUUGAUACCAAAAUCAUCAUCCACGGAUUCAGCGCCGAUUCUGGCUCAGCUUGGAUGCAUAAUAUGAAGAACGAAUUCUUGAAAAAGGGCUACUUUAACGUUAUCCUUGUUGACUGGAGUGGUGGUUCCAAGACUCUCAACUAUGAUCAGGCUAGUGCUAAUACUCGAGUCGCUGGUGCCAUGGUUGGAGAAUUAACUAAAGCUUUGCCAACUAGCAAGAGCAGAAUUCACCUUAUCGGUCACAGUUUGGGUGCUCACACUUCCAGCUUUGCAAGUAACAGACUUAACAGAGCCGGACGUAUCAGCGGUCUUGACCCUGCCGAUCCUAACUUCCAAGGCAGAUCUACUUCUAUCAAAUUGGACAAAAAUGAUGCUGACUUUGUCGAUGUUAUCCAUAGUGAUGCCGAUACCUUCUUGUUAGGUGCUGGCUAUGGUACCAAAGAUGCUUCUGGCCAUCUUGAUUUCUGGCCUAAUGGUGGUGAAGAUCAACCCCAAUGCGGUUUAUUCAAGGAUGUCCAAAGGGACAUGAACGGCAUGAGCCAAAGAGGAGGCAUUGGCUGCGAUCACGGUGCUGCACACACUUACUACGUAGAAUCUAUCAACUCUGCUUGCAAUUUCGUCGCUAGGCCUUGCUCUAGCUACAGCAAUUACAAAUCUGGCAGUUGUAGUAGUUGCAACGGCUAUCCAUGCCCAAUCAUGGGUUACAGAGCUGUAGAAUUCAAGAACUACUACUACAAUAACCAAAGACUUUUCUUGACUACCAACAAGAACGCACCACACUGUUCUGGCGCUAAAUCCGCUAGGUCCUUUGUACAUCAACUUGGUGGCCCAGAAUUAGCUGCAGAAGAUGCCAACUUAAAACAUAUGGAAUAA
Trichoplax adhaerens is the source of this 1059-nucleotide messenger RNA. RefSeq lists its product as hypothetical. Gene Ontology annotation, molecular function: lipase activity. The coding region runs from base 1 to 1059 and encodes 352 amino acids. NCBI's taxonomy places the organism in Eukaryota, Metazoa, Placozoa, Uniplacotomia, Trichoplacea, Trichoplacidae. The record is from RefSeq and is a predicted model, not a curated record. Gene Ontology annotation, biological process: lipid metabolic process. The transcript is spliced from 4 exons.